GGAGCGACAGGUCUCGGGCCCUCAGGCGGAGCGGCGGCCGCCGCCGGACCCCCAGGCGGAGCGACAGGUCUCGGGCCCAUAGUGCGGAGCGGCGGGCGCCCGGACCCCCAGGAGGAGCGACAGGUUCUCGGGCCCUCAGGCGGAAAAAUGUUUGGGGCGGGCACGCGGGCGCUCCGACCCCCAGAUUGGAGCGAUCAGGUCUCGGGCCCUCAGGCGGAGCGGCGGGCGCCGCGACCCCCAGGUGGAUGCGACAGGUCUCGGGCCCUCAAGGCGGUGAGCGGCGGGCGGCUGGACCCCCAAGCGGAGCAACAGGUCUCGGGCCCCCAGGCGGAGCGGCGGGCCACCGAGUCCCACCAGGCACGACAGUGGGUCUCCGAGUCAGACUGGUAUGACCGCAGGCACUGGUUCAGACAUUGUAUGGUCUGGCUGGACAGCGGGCAUCGCGGUCACCAGGCAUCAGGUCAUUUGCUCGACAGCGGGCACGUGUGUCAUCUGGCAAGGCAGUGGGCUCCGAGUGUCAACUGGUAUGACCGCGGGGCACUAGGGUCAGACAUUGGAUCGUCUGACCGGACAGCGGGCAUCGGGUCACCAGGCAUCAGGUCAUUUGGCUCGACAGCGGGCACCGCGUCAUCUGGCAAGGCAGUGGGCUCCGAGUCAACCUGGUAU
Molecule: messenger RNA, 666 nt
Organism: Staurois parvus
Lineage: Eukaryota; Metazoa; Chordata; Amphibia; Anura; Ranidae
Source: the annotation of a GenBank genome assembly